Molecule: messenger RNA, 2519 nt
Organism: Haemorhous mexicanus (house finch)
Lineage: Eukaryota; Metazoa; Chordata; Aves; Passeriformes; Fringillidae
Gene: ZMAT3
Product: zinc finger matrin-type 3
Exons: 6
Coding region: 239-1138 (299 amino acids)
Molecular function (GO): zinc ion binding; nucleic acid binding
Source: RefSeq, a predicted model, not a curated record
GAGCGGGCCGGGGGAACGGGGUGUGCCGGGCAAACCCCGGCUUGUCCUGCCCGGUUGUUGCCCUGAUGUCGCUGACAGCCCCGUGCCCUGCACAUCGCAGCGCGUCUGGCCCAGUCUUGACUCUUUUCCCACUUGGACCAUCAGGUUUCUUUACAAUCAGCUGCCACUGGCAUCGAGUCGCUAUCUGAAGAAGACUCCUCCUCCUUCAGCAGUAGCAUGCCCAUAGUCUUCCUGGCCAAUGAUUCUUCUACAGCAAGCAGGACUUCUUCCUCAUCCUGAGAAGCCUUCAUCCCUUCCUAUGUCAGUGGCUACAAGGCCAAGAGCCAGCUCACCACUGUCCCCACCAAAGUCUCUCGGACUAGGGCCUUCCUUUCAUCACACACAAGACGAGGAACUUGCCAAGGUGGUGGAGCAGGACCCUAUGCUGGAGGAACUAUGUAAGCCCCUGUGCUGUAAGCUUUGCAAUGUCACUCUGAAUUCGGCCCAGCAAGCCCAGGCUCAUUACCAGGGUAAAAACCACAGUAAGAAACUCCGGAAUUACUAUGCUGCCAACAGCUGCCCGGCACCUGCCAGGAUGAGUAAUUCUGUUGAGCCUGCCCCACCUCAGGUUGUCUCCCUUCCAUCUCAGAUGGGAUCCAGUAAACCAGGUGGCCGAGUGAUCUUGGCUACAGAGAAUGAUUACUGCAAGCUUUGUGAUGCCUCAUUUAGCUCUCCGGCUGUGGCACAGGCUCACUACCAAGGGAAAAAUCACGCCAAGCGGCUGCGUCUUGCAGAGGCACAGAAUAACUCAUUCUCGGAUGCCUCAGAACUAGGCAAACGAAGGGCAAGGAAAGAAGGGAAUGAAUAUAAGAUGAUGCAGAACAGGAGAAACAUGUAUGCGGUUCAGAACAACACAGGUAAACCAGGCUUUUCUGUUGGCUCCCCAGGUCCCUACUUCAACCCGCGCUCGCGGCAGAGGAUCCCCCGGGACCUGGCCAUGUGCGUGACGCCCAGCGGGCAGUUCUACUGCUCCAUGUGCAACGCGGGCGCCAGCGAGGAGCUGGAGUUCAGGCAGCACCUGGAGAGCAAGCAGCACAAGAGCAAAGUGUCCGAGCAGCGCUACAGGAACGAGAUGGAGAACCUGGGCUACGUCCAGUGACGCGCCGCCCUCGGUAGUAGUUUGCAACUAGAGCAGCUUGUCUCUCGCCUGCUGUUUGCCACGUGCCCUGCUUUGUGCUCCAUUGGGUAGGAGUAUGCUCUCGAGCUGUACAUGUAACACCUGCAAACUUACUGGUAUGGUUAGGUUUUUUUUCUAUCAUAGUCGGCAGGAUGACGCUGUGCAGGACAUGAAGUGUUUUUGGUGUUUGUUUGCUAAUUAUCUAAGGCUCUUCAUUGUGUUGAGUGGCGGGGAGGAACUGUGUCUUCUCCCCAGCCUUCUGCAUGAAUAUGCAAAGCCCAAGAAGUGCUGGAAACUUCUGUGGUCCUACCACAUGGGUGGAUCAUGUGCAAAGCCCACUCCCCUCUUGGCACACCACAGAGCAGUGCUCCAGAAUGCUUCCCUAUGGCAGACUGAAUCUCUGGGCAGCUUGUGAAAGAGGGGAAGGACUAGGGCCUGUGAAUGUGUGAAUUAGGUGGUGUAUUUGUCCCCACUUUGCUGCUUCUGGCCCCCAUUACAGUCCAGAGUAGGUUCUUUCCACAUCCUUGUAGAAAGGCUGUGCAUACCUCUUCUCCUUGGAGGAUCUUGCCUCUUACUGCUUCCUCUGCGAUGCAGAUUCCAUUCUGAACAUCUGGCUUGGAUUUCAGCUGAUUAGCCCCAUUCAGAAAUACUCUUCUACUCUUGAUAUUGUUGCCUGGACACCUUAAUAUACCAUGAGUGUAGCUCAUCUCCCUGACGAGAAUCACUGGGGAUCUCAGUGGCUAAAUGAAAUGAACUGGAAAGCAAACCUGCUCAGGUGAGAUGUGCUGUGCUCUGAUUCUGCCUUAGACUGAGUCAGGUUGAGAAUAGAAGAAAGGAGCUGUCAGCUGUGAUUUCUUUGCAUGUUGAUGUAGAAGGGAGCAAGAGUUGGUCUCUGGCCUGCAGUCCUUGCUCUGGAAGAGCAGGGCUGCCUGGACUCUGGAUAGCAGGUAUUGGUGUGUCCCACUUCCAUGCCAUUCCCUGGGCAAAGCCUAGUGGGUGUUUAUAGAGCAAAGAUGAAACUUCUAGCUUUGAACUAGAGCUACCAAUAUUGGUUGACUUUCCCCCCCUCUUUCUUUUUCCAUCUCAGGAUGGGUUUUAAUUCCAUUCCUUGAUGUAUACUUGACUGUUCUAGGGACCAUCAAAAAUCCAAAGUUAUGUAGGAUUUAAAUGUCAGGGUGAUGAUUGUUUGAGUAACAGCUUUUGGCCUCAUGGAGGUAUUCAAGAAACUUGUUAAGCAACUUUUGAAUUGUAGACAAACUCAAAAGGUGUGUGUGUUUGUUUUGAUAUUCCUUAGCAAAAGUAGGAAGGGGAAAAAGAGCAGAAGUAGGGCUGUCAGUUAUUCUUCUGCUUGUUUGGGUAGAUG